Messenger RNA from Caenorhabditis briggsae, 1347 nucleotides. RefSeq names its product Protein CBR-LGC-21 (gene Cbr-lgc-21). Gene Ontology annotation, cellular component: membrane; synapse; neuron projection. The transcript is spliced from 9 exons. Gene Ontology annotation, molecular function: extracellular ligand-gated monoatomic ion channel activity; neurotransmitter receptor activity; transmembrane signaling receptor activity. The record is from RefSeq and is a predicted model, not a curated record. NCBI's taxonomy places the organism in Eukaryota, Metazoa, Nematoda, Chromadorea, Rhabditida, Rhabditidae. Bases 1 to 1347 code for a protein of 448 amino acids. Gene Ontology annotation, biological process: regulation of membrane potential; monoatomic ion transmembrane transport; signal transduction.
AUGACCAGAUUCUGGCUUUUCAUUUUACCUCUUUUGGCUUUUGCUCGGGCCCAAGAGCAAAACCAAGCAGUAGCCAACCAAGCCGGGCCCCACAUUGUCAACUCUCCGAAUGCACUGUUCCAGGCACGAGCCACGGGGUCUGUUCAACUGGAUCCAUGCCAGUAUAUGCUUCAAAUGUUGAAUCAAACCAACAAGGAUUUGAUGCAACACGAGGAGAACACGCUGGAACAGUGUUUGUAUUAUUUCCUUGCCGGAGAAAGUGCGAAGAAAUUGGCAAGACUCAAUAUCCCACACCCAAUUGCUUCAAUCCCACCAAACUACGUGAGCCAACAACCAGUAACCAUCAACUUUGCUCAAUUCACACUUCAACACUUUGAAUUGAACGAGCACUUGAAAGACAUCUCCAUCCACGGAUAUUUGGAGCUCAACUGGCAUGAUGACCGCCUGGUCUGGAGCCAAGAUACCUGGAAGAAAAACAAGCUCGUUGUUCACAGCUUCCACCACGUCUGGGUGCCACUUCUCGGAUCGCAAAAUCCGGAAAAUCAUUUGAAGAACGGAGACGCAUUCGAAAUUCGCAAAGUUGAGACGACGAACCAGGGAAAUGUCACCGCCAAAGUUGCAUUCUCGUUGAGAACGUUCUGUGAUGACACUGAUUUUGAAAACUACCCAAAUGAUGAAGUCAUCCAAUUCACGUCAUCUGGCCUUCCAAUCUUCACCGAUCCAAAGAACUUCCGUGAUUAUGGUUGGGGAGUCUCCGGAACUGUCCCUGAAUCUUUCGACGACCCAUCGGAAAUUGCUCAGCUCGGAUUCUGCUUGAACUUGAAGAGAGCUCAUAGCUCAUUGAAGGUUGAGCUUGCCAUCCCUCUUUUCAUCACCACCGUUCUCUUCCUCCUUCCCCCACUUUUUGGAAGUGUCAAGAUUCAAAUUUACAUCAAAAUGUUCGUGAUGGGAUUGCAAUUUGUGACACUUCUCAUUUUCUCCAUCCGCAUGGCUCCAUUCUUGGGAAGUACAUCUGCUACUCCAAAGCCAGUACGGUACUUGGAAGUUGCACUUGUCUUCAAUCUGAUUUCCAUCACCACCUCUAUUGUUCUAUUCUGUUGUAUGCAGGUGAAACGUACACUUCCACCAUGGGGAAGAGUUACACAAUUCGCCAACUUCAUCAACGGAUUCCUUGGUGUGCUUCAUAUCACUGGAAUUGAGGAUAUCAAUUUAGAGAAGUAUGAUGAACAAGUAGCUCAAACUUCGUACCAGAAGGAUUGGAACAACGUGUUCCGUGCCGCUCACGCUGUUUUCAUGGCUGCUAUUUCGGCUAUUGUGAUUUUCGUGUACAUUGUAUAUUGCCUUUGA